CACCCACAGAUCGGGUGUCUGAUCUCCUCUCCUCUCAUCUGAUCUGAUCUCGGUUUUUAUUCCUCAUUCCUCAAUGAAAGCUGUGAGUUUUCCUCCUCACUGUGAGUUUGACUGAGUCUCCAGCAGAUCUACACACUCAGGGAUAAGCUUGUGUCCUGAUCGGCUGUCUAUAAUGGACACAGAGAGUAACCCUCAGGAGAUGUCUCCGCUCGCAGCUGAGGGCAUGUGGUGGGGCUCUCUGGGCUCUGUGCGUCCCUUCCCAAACUUCAGACCCGAGAGAGACGUUUCAGUCCUUUACGCCGCUCUGGAGAAGAAAGAUGUGAGCAGUGUUGUGAGGACUUUGAGUAAUCGCAGUAACGCUCAGAGAAGAGCUCUGGCCAGAGUCUAUAAGAAUGCCACACAGAAGGAUCUGGAUGUGGGCCUGAAGAAGCUUCUCUCUGGUGAUCUUCAGUCUCUGGUUCUCGGUCUGAUGUUGAGCCCGGAGCAGUUUGACGCGCAUCGCCUGCGGAAAGCCAUGGAGGGUGCUGGAACAGAUGAAGACACUCUUCUGGAGAUUCUGUGCAUCAGGACGCCGCAGCAGCUCUCCAGCAUCAGAGCGUCAUACACACACGAGUUUCAGCGGGAUCUGGAGAAGGAUCUGCUCAGUGAAACCAGUGGAGAUUUCUCCAGACUCAUCACGGCUCUGCUGAAGAAGGAGAACGAGACAGGGGUUAUUGAGCAGGACACAGCAGCUUUAUCUGAGGAGCUGAAGAACAAGAAACCUGCAGCUGAAGUCUGGAUCCGGACCCUGACCUCCAGACACCCCGAGCACCUGAGGGCCGUGCUGGAUGAGCUGGAGGUUGAGAGAGGACAGACAGUGGAAGAAGCUCUUGAUGGACACUUCAGAGGAUUAAUGUCUGCUGACCUCAGGAAGGGCCUGAAGACCCUCGUGUGCACUAUCCAGGACCCAUAUCUGUACUUGGCUCAGCGCAUCCAAACUAUGAAGUUUGCAGUGGUUCAGGGUGUGAUUGUGUCUCACAGUGAGGAGGAUCUGCUGAGAGUCAGAGUCGCUUACAAGAAGACCAGCGGAAGCUCACUAUACACUGCCUUACAGAAGCAGUUUAAAGCUGAGCUCCUGCAGGGUUUGUUGGCUAUUUGUCGAGCUGAAGAUUAAAGGUGCUCUAAUUAUCACUGAUAAUCAACAAGAUCAUUAGAAUAUCACUGAUAAUAAAAGAUGAUCAUAACAAUAUCACGUAUGAUAAAGAUGCGUGUGUUUACAGUUCCUCUACAUUGACUGUGGGUUAUGAUCAAUACAUUAAUAAAAGGUCACAGGUUUGCAGAACUGACCUUUAUCAAGAGGGAAAAACAUCCUAAAGUGUCAUUAUGAUGUUCAUUAUAAUCAUUAUGCUCACAUAAUUGUGCAAAUAAUCUUAAUAUGUAAGCCAUCAUUAAACUUUAGUGUUAGUUUUGAUUUCCCAAAGCACACCUUUUUCAUAUUAGUGAAAAUAUGUUUGCAUUAGUUUCCAUUUCAGUGAUUGAUUGACUGAUUUAUUUAUUGAUUCAUUGAUUCUAAUAGGAGGAUUAAACAGUCAUUUGUCAUUUUUGUUUGUAUAUUUUUAAGUUAUUUUAAUGUGAUUUUAAUGAUGAACCUGUGGUGAAAUGAUUGUUAUUGUGGUGAAAAUAGUGGUGCUACUGUGCCUUAGAGACCCAUAAAACCCAAACGUCUUCAAAACAACCAAGUAAAUGUACAUGAUGACCUUCUCAACUCA
Molecule: messenger RNA, 1748 nt
Organism: Danio aesculapii
Lineage: Eukaryota; Metazoa; Chordata; Actinopteri; Cypriniformes; Danionidae
Gene: anxa14
Product: annexin A14
Exons: 13
Coding region: 173-1153 (326 amino acids)
Cellular component (GO): cytoplasm
Molecular function (GO): calcium-dependent phospholipid binding; calcium ion binding
Source: RefSeq, a predicted model, not a curated record